This is a messenger RNA of Ectocarpus siliculosus, 2241 nucleotides long. NCBI's taxonomy places the organism in Eukaryota, Phaeophyceae, Ectocarpales, Ectocarpaceae. The record is from the annotation of a GenBank genome assembly.
AUGCACCUGCGACCUUGUCAAGGUAGUUUGAGUGCGCGCGAAUCGGUGACGUCGGGGCUAUUGUCGGCGUCCGAGUACGAACUUCAGCAAACAAAAUUUGAGAGGUUGGCGGCCGAGGAAGCGCGCCUAUUCUGCCGGCACGUCCAGUUGCACCUCUGCUUUGCAGCGCUGCAUGUAUUCUGGCAGGAACACGGGCAUCUACCGAUAGCGCUUGAUCGAGACCAAGCUAAUGAGGUCGUGCGCAUCGCUGAGGAACUCCUUGAAAUCGGGCGAGACGUUCCAGCUGGCUUCUCACCGCAGCCAGGGUCGAUCGACGUCGCGCUCUGCCGCAGAGUGGCUGGCAUCUCGCGUGUCCCGGUCCCUUCGGUAAGCUUUCAGCUCGGUGGCUUAGUGGCAGCAACUGCUUUAGACCUCGUACAGGCGUACCGCCCCCGAGAAUGUUCACGCGGCAAUCUCGAGGGUCCAUCAGGAGGGAACAACGCACGGACCACUAAGGAGCAUCCGCCUGCACCAGGAGAAGAGCCGGCGAGUCAGUGGCUUCUUGUUGAUGAGCUAGACUCUGGUCUGAGCGGAAGGGAUCAGGGGAGGACUGUGGAAUGGAUGGGCUGUGCGAAGGAUCCGCUUCCCUUGCAAGCCUGGCUCGGCACCGACCUGAGCAACAAGUUCGCGAGUGCUCGUAUCGCUGUGAUCGGGUGCGGACGCCUCGGAAGGGAUGUAGCGAGGUGCUUGCUACACACGGGCGCGUGCACAAAUCCUCGAGGCCGGAUGGUGUUCAUUGACCAUGAAGAUGAUUAUUCGAUCUAUGCAUCUUCGUCGCCGGGCACAACGCCUUUUCACGCCGAGUGUGACGUCAUCCAGGGCCGUGCGGCAGUACUUCGCGAGCUUGUAUCGGGGCACAUCGGCCCUGGUGGUUCGCGCAUGUCCGCUUUUGGCGGUGCGGUUCAAGACACGGACACAGAAAUUGAUCUGUGGGAAGGAAUAGAUGCUGUUGUUGUCUGUGCUGGUCGCGGGAUUGCGGGGGAAGGAAGAAGGGGGCGGGGAGGAGGUACUGCAGAUGGGGCGGGGGGAAUGGCGGGAGACUGCGAAGCUCUGGUACGAUUCGUGUCUCACAAGUGCACUUUGCACAGCAAGCCGCUGGUUUGGGGAUGGGCCGGUAGCGGAGGCGAGGGAGGUGCAGGGGUCGAGGUAAUGGCCCCAUGCCGCACGAGUUGCCUCAUCUGCAGUUCCCACGGAGGGGUCAAGGAAAUGACCGAACGCCGCACCAGCUCUAGUGUCGAGGCGGUGCCAUCACGAGACCGCCGAGCUCGACGAGCCUCUUGUUCAACCCCUGGAAACUGCUGCAGGGACGAAAUUGGGGGCGAAGCUUGGGACCCCAAGGACCGCUGCUUCGGCGUAGCUCGCUCUGCAGUUGCCGGGGUGAUGGUAGCGGAACUCGCAAAAGUGCUGAAGCCGCGAUGUCGUCGUGACGAACUUCGAAACUGGACGCUCAAGGCCGACAGCAGUUGCCACUGCGGCAACGAAGACAGUCCUUCAAAAAGCUGGCGCAGUGAGAGUCAUGAUGACAAGACGAAAGAAGGCGACAAGCCUCGACUAACACCGGAAUCCGUCUCCGGGCUACUCAGUCAACCAGCUGGCAAGGGUGGAAGCACCCAUAUUCGGCCGGUUGUGACGUCGCCGGACCCCCCUCUGAUGGUAUUGUCGACGUCGUUCGAUCCCUUUUCCGGAGACAGCCUUCGAGCCAUACCAGAAGGGUUCACGGAGUGGGGCGUAGAAGAAAUCCGUCCAUCAGUGGAGAUCAUCUCAGCCCCAAGACUUCCAAAUGUAGACGUUGGCAAUCCCUUUUCUCUGCGAACACUUAUAUCGCUGGUAUUCGCACGUUUUGGUGUCGUUGCCAAGAGCGUGGCAGCUGCCGCGCCGGGCUCAGAAUGUCGGGUAGGAUCUGGGGGGUGCCAGGAGCUGGGAGGGGCGUUUGGUGGGAACAUUCUCUGGGCGGAGUGGGAGAGAGCUGAAGGGAACAAUAGUCGCCAGGAUGGACGCCGUACUGGAGGCGUCGUAUGCAAGAUGGAUCAGAACGUGCUGAGUCUCUGGCAGCAGCGAGUGCUGUCGUCGAGCACUCACGGUGAACCGGGGAGACGAACAUCGUGUGAAGGGAAAGAGCCGCGGUUCUUAUUUUUAGAUGUCCGCGGGGUUAUGGGCGAGGAAAACGCCGUGCUCCCCGUACUCAAGUAUUGGGUACGAUGA